AUCCUCAUGUUCUUGUUCAAGAGACGCUGGAGUUUCUCCCUAGCCUGGGAUGAUGACACGUCACGUUGUUCCAGAGGACGGGAUCCCGAUGAGAGGACUAUCAUGUCCUAUCCUCCGCGGGCCUGUGAGGAAGACGAGGGCACGGUGCUUCAUUCCGAGGGAGGAGAUUUUGAGGAAGAAGACGACGGCGACGGCGGAGAGUUUUUAGACGCGAGAAGCGACAUCAACUCGCCGGCGGCGCCUCGGCAAACUGCAGCCGCCCCAGAAGAAGAGGCGUACACAUCUGACAGGGAGGUCCCGUGUAGAAAGAAAGGACGGCCAAAGAAGAAGAAGGACGCCAAGAAGAAGGACAAAGAGGGGAAACCCGUGAGGGUGAAAAAGCGCAAGAAGAUCGACAGCGAUGUAGAGCGCGACUCAGCGCGGGACAGAGACUUCGGUGACCACUCGGACAGCGUCGCCAGCGGCUAUGGCUCUGGCGAGAAGAAGAAGAGAAAGAAGCACAAAGAGAAGAAGGAGAAGAAAACCAAGAGGAAGAAAAAAGACGAUGAGGAGCGAGACAGCAGCCAAGAGGAGACCACGAGGCAGCCCGUGGAGCAGAAGACCUCAGCCCAGCUUGCAAAGGAGUGGGGUUUGGAGGAUGUUGAUCAUACCUUCACCGAGGAAGACUACAGGGAGCUUACCAACUACAAGGCCUUCAGUCAGUAUAUGAGGCCCAUGAUCGCCAAGAAGAAUCCCAAGAUUCCGAUGUCUAAGAUGAUGACCAUCCUGGGUGCCAAGUGGCGGGAGUUCAGUUUCAACAACCCCUUCAAAGGCAACGCCGCCGCAGUGGCGGCGGCUGCGGCCGCGGCUGCCAUCGCUGUCGCCGAGCAGGUCUCCGCGGCGACCACCUCGCCCGCGCCUCUGCCUUCCGCGCCGCAACCGCCACCCAUCCGGAAGGCGAAGACGAAAGAAGGCAAAGGGCCAGGUUACAAGAAGCGCGGUAAAAGUCCUCGAGUCUCUGACAAGAAAAAGGCUUUGGCUGUCGCCAAGGCGAAAAAGAUGGCCCCCAUUCGUCUCAAACUUUCCCCAGUGUGCGCCAAGAGGAAGAAGAGCUGCUCCAGCGACGACCUGGACGAAGACGAGUCAGAGCAGGAGGACUCCAGCGUCCACAGCUCCUCGGUUCGCUCCGACAGCUCCGGCCGCGUCAAGAAGAACAAGCGCGGGCGACCGGCCAAGAAGAAGAAGAAGAUCCCAGGUGACGAGGACGGCGACGGCUACGAGACGGACCACCAGGACUACUGCGAGGUGUGCCAGCAGGGCGGCGAGAUCAUCCUCUGUGACACGUGCCCGCGAGCGUACCACCUGGUGUGCCUGGAGCCCGAGCUGGAAAAGGCUCCCGAGGGCAAGUGGAGCUGCCCUCACUGCGAAAAAGAAGGAAUCCAGUGGGAAGCAAAAGACGAAGACUUUGAGGACUUUGAAGAGGACGCGGAGGAGAGGACCAUGUCGGAGGUCGGGGCGGGGUUGGAGGAGGAGGACGACGACGACCACAUGGAGUUCUGUCGGGUGUGUAAAGACGGAGGUGAACUGUUGUGCUGUGACACCUGCACCUCGUCCUACCACAUCCACUGUCUAAACCCGCCACUGCCAGAGAUCCCCAAUGGAGAGUGGUUGUGUCCACGAUGCACGUGCCCGCCCAUUAAAGGACGCGUGCAAAAGAUCCUCCACUGGCGGUGGGGCGAGCCCCCUCCUCCGGUUCCCGCCCCACCGCCGGACGUGGCGCCCGCUCCGGGCGCGCCGCCCGACGAGCCGCCCCUGCCGCCGCCGCCCCCGCCCAUGAAGGGCCGAGCCGAGCGGGAGUUCUUCGUCAAGCUGGCGGGACAGUCCUACUGGCACUGCACAUGGAUCACCGAGCUGCAGUUGGAGAUCUUCCACUCGGUCAUGUACCGAAACUACCAGAGGAAGACGGACAUGGACGAGCCGCCCGGUUUGGACUACGGCUCCGGCGGCGAGGACGAGAGCGCGGCGGGCAAAAGCGAGAAGCGGCGCGCCAAAGACCCGGAAUUCGCCCUCAUGGAAGACAAGUACUACAAGUACGGCAUCAAGCCCGAGUGGAUGAUGAUCCAUCGCAUAAUCAACCACAGUGUGGAUAAAAAGGGGAUGUAUCAUUACCUGGUAAAGUGGAGAGACCUGACCUAUGACCAGUGCACCUGGGAACAAGACCACAUGGACAUCCCCGACUUUGUCAUCUACAAGGCCAACUACUGGAGACACAGGGACGCCAUCACGAAGGAAGACCCCGAUAAACCCCGGAGGAUGAGGAGCAAGAGUCAGGAGGGCGAGGGCGAAGACCAGCCUUCUCCCGCUUCGCCCGUCACCGACCCGACGAUAAAAUACGAGGAGCAGCCCGACUUCGUGACGUCGACGGGAGGCACGCUGCACCUGUACCAGAUGGAGGGUCUCAACUGGCUUCGCUUUUCCUGGGCUCAGGGCACCGACACCAUCCUGGCGGACGAAAUGGGUCUGGGCAAGACCAUCCAGACCAUUGUCUUCCUCUACUCGCUCUUUAAGGAGGGUCACACCAAAGGUCCCUUCCUGGUCAGCGCCCCGCUGUCCACCAUCAUCAACUGGGAGCGGGAGUUUGAGAUGUGGGCGCCCGACUUCUACGUGGUCACCUACACGGGCGACAAGGACAGCCGAGCCAUCAUCCGUGAAAACGAGUUCUCCUUCGAUGACUCGCUCGCGAAGGGUGGCAAGAAGCCCUUCAAGAUGAGGAGAGAGACACCGAUCAAGUUCCACGUGCUGCUGACCUCUUACGAGCUGGUGACCAUCGACCAGACGGCGCUGAAGUCCAUCGACUGGGCCUGCCUGGUGGUGGACGAGGCUCACCGCCUUAAAAAUAAUCAGUCCAAGUUUUUCCGGCGUCUGAACGACUACAAGAUUGACCACAAGCUGCUGCUGACGGGAACGCCGCUACAGAACAACCUGGAGGAGCUUUUCCACCUGCUCAAUUUCCUCACGCCCAACCGCUUCAACAACCUGGACGGCUUUCUGGAGGAGUUUGCCGACAUCUCCAAGGAGGACCAGAUCAAGAAACUGCACGACCUGCUGGGGCCUCACAUGUUGCGGCGCCUCAAGGCUGACGUCUUCAAGAACAUGCCCGCCAAGACCGAGCUCAUCGUGCGGGUGGAACUCAGCCCCAUGCAGAAAAAAUACUACAAGCUGAUUUUAACCAAGAACUUUGAGGCUCUGAACUCCAAAGGCGGGGGAAACCAGGUCUCGCUGCUCAACAUCAUGAUGGACCUGAAGAAGUGUUGCAAUCAUCCCUACCUCUUCCCCGUCGCCUCCAUGGAGGCCCAGAAAACACCCAACGGCGCUUACGAGGGCUCCGCCCUCACAAAGGCGUCCGGGAAACUGACCCUGCUGCAGAAGAUGCUGCGGAAACUCAAGGAGCAGGGACACCGAGUGUUGGUUUUCUCACAGAUGACUAAAAUGCUGGACUUGCUGGAAGACUUCCUGGAUUACGAAGGUUAUAAGUAUGAAAGGAUCGACGGCGGGAUCACCGGAGCGCUUCGGCAAGAAGCCAUCGACCGCUUCAACGCUCCCGGCGCGUGUCAGUUUUGUUUCCUGCUCUCCACCCGGGCCGGAGGUUUGGGCAUCAACUUGGCCACAGCGGACACCGUUGUCAUCUUCGAUUCCGACUGGAACCCUCACAAUGACAUUCAGGCCUUCAGUCGGGCUCACCGCAUCGGGCAGGCCAACAAGGUGAUGAUCUACCGCUUUGUGACGCGAGCCAGCGUGGAGGAGCGCAUCACGCAGGUGGCCAAGAGGAAGAUGAUGCUGACCCACCUGGUGGUCCGGCCCGGCCUGGGCUCCAAAGCCGGCUCCAUGACCAAGCAGGAACUGGACGACAUCCUCAAGUUUGGAACCGAGGAGCUCUUCAAAGAUGAAGGAGAAGGUAUGAAGAAUUCCUCGGGGGAUAAAGCUGAGGACGAGGGCAACGUGAUCCACUACGACAGCACGGCCAUCGAGAGGCUGCUCGACCGAAGCCAGGACGCCACCGACGACUCGGACGUCCAGAACAUGAACGAGUACCUCAGCUCCUUCAAAGUGGCCCAGUACAUGGUCCGAGAGGAGGACAAGAUCGAUGAGAUCGAGCGAGAGAUCAUCAAGCAGGAGGAGAACGUGGAUCCCGACUACUGGGAGAAGCUGUUGCGGCACCACUACGAGCAGCAGCAGGAGGACCUGGCCAGCAAACUGGGCAAAGGCAAGAGGAAUCGCAAGCCGGUCAACUACAAUGACGCUGCGCAGGAAGAUCAAGAGUGGCAUGCCGAUAUUUCCGACAACCAGUCCGAGUACUCCGUGGGCUCCGAGGAGGAGGACGAGGACUUUGACGACCGUCCGGAAGGCCGGAGACAUUCCCGUCGCCAGUUGAGGAACGAGAAGGACAAACCGCUCCCUCCUCUUCUGGCCAGGGUGGGCGGCAACCUCGAGGUUCUUGGCUUCAAUACACGCCAGCGGAAGGCGUUCCUGAAUGCGGUGAUGCGCUGGGGGAUGCCGUCUCAAGACGCCUUCUCCUCUCAGUGGCUGGUCAGAGACCUCAGAGGCAAGACUGAGAAGGAAUUCAAAGCGUACGUGUCGCUCUUCAUGCGUCACUUGUGCGAGCCGGUGGCCGACGGUGCGGAGACGUUCGCCGACGGCGUCCCCAGGGAGGGCCUGUGUCGCCAGCCGGUCCUCACGCGCAUUGGCGUCAUGUCGCUCGUCAAGAAGAAGAUUCAGGAAUUUGAGCACAUCAACGGGCGCUGGAGUCUCCCGGAGCUCAAGCCCGAUGUCAGCUUGGACAAAUCCUCCUCCAGGGCAUCGUCCCCCACUCCCAAGACCGCAACGCCCACGCCGGACGCCAGCUACAACAACACGCCGUGCACCUCCAAGCCAGCGACACCCGCGCCAGCAGACAAGCCCGAAAAGAACAAGAAGGAGGGCGAGAGGGAGGACAAGGAGAAUGGCGAAGCCCAGUCUGAGAAGGAGAAAAAUGACAGCAAAGAGGGAAACAAAGAGCCUGACGCUGCGCAAAGCGUAUCUCCUCCCCGACUGACAACGGAGGGAAAAGACGACGAAGGCAAAGACACUGACGGCAAAGACGGUGAUGGCAACCAACCGCGUGAGGAGGAGGAGGACGAACCAAUCGCCCCCUCACCACAGGAGAGGAAUUUGCCAGACAAAUGCAAAGUAACAACCCAACAGGACGGGCAGGUGCAAGAAGAGAAAGAAGCUCCUCGUCUCUUGGAUGGCGAAAAGGCGGCCGAGGAGCAGCAAAAAGACACGGAGAAGGCGGAAGUAGCAGACUCCAAGGAGGACGCCGAAACCAAGAAAGAGGAAACGAAAGAUGAAAUGGAUCCUGGGAAAGAAUUCCGAGAGGCGAAGGCGGAGUUGCCCAAAGGGAACGGCAAACUGCCUGCUGAGCGGCCUCGCUUCAUGUUUAACAUUGCUGACGGCGGUUUCACUGAACUACACACUCUUUGGCAGAACGAGGAGCGGGCCGCCAUCUCCUCGGGGAAGAUGAGCGAAAUCUGGCACCGCCGCCACGAUUUCUGGCUCCUGGCAGGAAUCGUCAUCCACGGCUACGCUCGGUGGCAGGACAUCCAGAACGAUCUGCCGUUCGCCAUCGUCAACGAGCCCUUUAAGUCGCAGGCCAACAAAGGCAACUUCCUGGAGAUGAAGAACAAGUUCCUGGCUCGGCGCUUCAAGCUGCUGGAGCAGGCUCUGGUCAUCGAGGAGCAGCUGCGGCGCGCCGCCUACCUGAACAUGACGCAGGACCCCAGCCACCCGGCCAUGGCGCUCAACGCGCGCUUCGCCGAGGUGGAAUGCUUGGCUGAGUCGCACCAGCACCUCAGCAAGGAGUCACUGGCGGGCAACAAGCCGGCCAACGCCGUCCUGCACAAAGUGCUCAACCAGCUGGAGGAGCUGCUGAGCGACAUGAAGGCCGACGUGACCCGGCUGCCGGCCACGCUGUCCCGAGUGCCGCCCAUCGCCGCGCGCCUGCAGAUGUCCGAGAGGAGCAUCCUGAGCCGGCUGGCCAGCAAGGGCACGGAGACGCACGCCCCCCCGCCGAUCCCUCCCGGACCCUACGCCACCCCUCAGAACUACGGCGCCCCCUUCACCCCGGCCCCCCCUGGCGCCCUCCUCAUGGGCGGGGCCAACUACAGUCAGAUGCCGCCCGGAUCCUUCAUAUCAGAAGCCGCCGGCGGAGCCAAUUGGGGAGGCGGCGGGGGGCCAGCCGGCGGCGGUGGCGGCGGCGGCGGCGCCGUGUGCCAGAAGACCAAGGAACACGAUGUGGUGCAGCGGCAGCGGGUGGUGGACCUGUGGAAAGACGGCAAGUCGGAGGGGGCCAUCGGCCUGGAGCUGCGGAUGCCCAAGUCGACGGUGCACAGCAUCAUCGUCAAGUAUCGGCUCAGUAACACGGUGGAGAACCUGCCGCGCAACGGUCGCCCCAAAAAACCCUGACGAGCCACCCGGGAUCGUGCCUUGGGGAAUACCCAGGGAGAGAUGUUGCAAGUCGGGGGAGGGGGGGCUCCAGCGCCAGAGACGUCGGAAAGUGGCACCGACGACUCGCGUGCAGGGAGUGGAAAACAAAUGCGGACCUCGGAGAAGACUGGAUGUGAAUGCAAUAGCAGGUUGUGAGGAAUUCAGUGCGAGGAAUACAUUCCUGAUUUCCUGAGGUUUCCCCCCCCCACCCCCCUUACGAGAAAAAAAAAAAAAAAGAGUUCCCCUUGGAUCAAUUCUUCAUCCACCAGCAGACUGAAGGAGCCUUUCUCCUCGCUUUGACCCGAUACUCCCUCAUUCCUCCGCAGUCUUCCACUCCUCCGUCUCGACACUCGCGCACGAACGCACGCGCGCGCACAAACUCGCGUGCAUACUGUGCAGACCCCACACAGAAUCUUGCAAAGGACUUGAUGGAUCUGCAGACUGCAAGCAGAUGAACGGCACUGACCAAAGUCAUCCGGGAACACCAAGCUCCAUGGACACAAAGAGUCGGGGGUUGGAGCCAAGACUUCAUUGUCUCGCUCGAAUUAGAUUUGGCUCUUCAACAGUUGGGGGUGAGGGGGGCGGGGGGGGGGGGGGCAUCGGGAUGGCAUUUGGUUUGGAUCAGGCGUGUGGAUGCUUUUGUUUCGACACUUUAUUAAAAGAAAGCAAAGGUGAGGAA
Hippocampus comes (tiger tail seahorse) is the source of this 7180-nucleotide messenger RNA. It is a transcript of the gene chd3, whose product is annotated as chromodomain helicase DNA binding protein 3. Gene Ontology annotation, cellular component: NuRD complex; chromatin; nucleus. The record is from RefSeq and is a predicted model, not a curated record. The coding region runs from base 7 to 6480 and encodes 2157 amino acids. The transcript is spliced from 41 exons. NCBI's taxonomy places the organism in Eukaryota, Metazoa, Chordata, Actinopteri, Syngnathiformes, Syngnathidae. Gene Ontology annotation, molecular function: DNA binding; ATP binding; histone binding. Gene Ontology annotation, biological process: chromatin remodeling.